This is a messenger RNA of Ochotona princeps (American pika), 3538 nucleotides long. RefSeq names its product ETS transcription factor ELK4 (gene ELK4). The coding region runs from base 386 to 1744 and encodes 452 amino acids. NCBI's taxonomy places the organism in Eukaryota, Metazoa, Chordata, Mammalia, Lagomorpha, Ochotonidae. The record is from RefSeq and is a predicted model, not a curated record. Gene Ontology annotation, biological process: regulation of transcription by RNA polymerase II; cell differentiation. Gene Ontology annotation, molecular function: DNA-binding transcription factor activity, RNA polymerase II-specific; sequence-specific DNA binding. Gene Ontology annotation, cellular component: nucleus. The transcript is spliced from 5 exons.
UUUGCAGCAUAGCAGUUGUAAGUUGUCACGUAGUCUGACUGACCUGAGUGGGUAGUGUUUGAAUGGCAUUGGUCUGAUUUGUUUUUGAACUCCUGUGGCCCAGUGAGAUUGCAUUCCUGGAGAAAGGAAGGAGUUGUUUGUGUGCCAGUGAAGGUGUUGAGUCACUGGCUUCCUAGGACAGGCUCAUUGUUUGGCCAGGGUUUCUGCCUGGAAGGAUUCUUGCUGCUGAAAGAUGAGUUGAGGCUCUAUGAGGAAAAUACCUUUGUGAUGUCAUUUCCUUGCUGCUCCGCCUAAAUCUGCCUGGCUGAUUGGAGCCCAGGGGAAUGUUGGCAGCUGGUGGAAUUUGAUUGUUGCAACAGGCCUCGAGGAAUCCACAGAGCCAGGGAUGCUGGUGAAUGGUGCAUGGCCAGCCCCCACGGCAGAUAACCAUCCGCCCACUGCUAUGGACAGUGCUGUCACCUUGUGGCAGUUCCUGCUCCAGCUCCUGCAGGAUCCACAGAAUAAGGAUGUGAUCUGCUGGACAUCCAACGAUGGGGAGUUCAAGCUUCUACAGGCGGAGGAGGUGGCUCGUCUCUGGGGGAUCCGCAAGAACAAGCUGACCAUGAAUUACGACAAGCUCAGCCGGGCCCUCAGAUACUACUAUGUAAAGAACAUCAUCAAAAAAGUGAAUGGUCAGAAGUUUGUAUACAAGUUUGUCUCUUAUCCAGAGAUUUUGAAGAUGGAUCCAAUGACAGUGGGCAGGAUUGAGAGAGAUUCUGAGAUUUUGAACUUCAGUGACAUCAACAGUGGUUCCAAGGACACGGAGAGUGGCGGGAAGGAGAAACCCCCUCUGCCUGCUGCCAAGGCGUCCAGUCGCAAUGACUACAUUCACUCUGGGCUGUAUUCAUCCUUCACUCUGAACUCUUUGAACUCCUGCACUAAGAGACUUUCCAAAUCAAUGAAGAUUGAGAAUCCAGCUGAGAAACUGGCUGAGAAGAAGUCUCCUCAGGAGCCAGCAGCAUCUGUAAUCAAAUUUGUCACAACACCUUCCAAAAAGUCACCGGGUGAACUGGCUGCCACUGCCGUGCCAGCCGGCCCAGAUAUUUCUCCAUCUUCAGAGGAAACCAUGCAAACACUGGAGACGCUGGUUUCCCCCAAACUGCCGUUUCUGGAGGCUCCAAGCUCUGCGUGCAGCGUGCCGGCCACGUUCACCAGCACAGCACCUGGCCUGGCCCUUUCCCCUGCCGUGCAGGAGCCUCCCAGCAGCACCCCUUCACCCCCUCUGAGCUCCAACGAAGACCUCGACACAGAUAUUGACUCAGUUGCCUCUCAGCCUGUGGCACUUCCCGAAAACUUGUCGCUGGAGCCUAAAGACCAGGAUUCAGCUCUGCCAGAAAAGGACAAAACCAGCAAUUCAUCAAGGUCCAAGAAACCCAAAGGGUUGGAACUGGCACCCACCCUGGUGAUCACGGGCAGUGAUCCGAGUCCCCUGGGAAUACUAAGUCCCUCUCUGCCUACAGCGUCUCUCACACCGGCUCUCUUCUCACAGACCCCCAUCCUCCUGACCCCGAGCCCGCUGCUGUCCAGUAUCCACUUCUGGAGCACCCUCAGCCCCGUUGCUCCCCUGAGUCCAGCCAGGUUGCAAGGUGCUAACACACUUUUUCAGUUUCCUUCUGUACUGAAUACUCAUGGGCCAUUCACUCUCCCUGGCCUGGAUGGACCCUCCACGCCUGGCCCGUUUUCCCCAGACCUACAGAAGACAUAGUCUAUGCACUCAAGGAAUGAGAACCAUAAAGCAAAGAAACCGAGGGACACUCGGCAGGAUUGCCUUUGAAGUGAGCAGCUGGUGUUCGGCAGUGCUGACGAGAGACCGUUCCCCAUGGGACACUUUGUAGGAUUCCCUUUGCCUAGAACUCAAGAGGACUAUGUAUAAAAAUGCCUUAAUUGGAGCUCAGACUCCACCUCCCCCUUCCAUUUUUAUUUUCUUUUUAAAUAUUGUGAGCUUUGUGCUAAAGUAACCUUUAGUGGAGUUUAGCAGCUAUGCUUUACAGGAACGAUCAAGAACAAAGUUACUCAUUCCUGGCUCUUGGGACCUCUGGACAGGAAAAAAUUACACUUAGAGUCUGUUAUUUAAAGAAAUAGCAGUUAGAUGAAAUGGGCUGCAUCUUUAAGACUAAGCGGGCUCUGGUGAAUGACUGCAGAUGAGCUGCUCAUGCGCAGUGGAAGCAAGAGCCAUCCUGAGUCCUCCAUUCAAGGCACACCAAGAAUCUCCUCCCACUGUGCCAUGCGCCAUGAGCAGCUGACACCUGGGGAAGGCAACUGGUUUACAUUGACUUAGGGUGGGUCUCCCAGCUGCAGACUAUAGCCUGGGCCUGUCAGCAGUGCAGGGAGCUAGUGUAUUUCAGUAUCAAAAGAUUUCUAAACCUGGGGUUUUAAGACAGUUUUUGGAAGAUCCAGUGAGAACAUGGGACCCCAUACAUAGCCCAGAAGGGUUCCCUGUUCUCUGAGAAUGAUCUGAUGAUGCCCGCAUGGCAUGCACCCUAGGAAAUGAGGCUUUUUUGAAAGAGGAACUUGGGUGUUCAAGUGUUGAGAAUGACAGAUCCAGUUGCCUUAUUUGAAGCAGCAUGUGGAGCUUUUCUUGGUUAGAAAUACCCAGAGUGAAGGAAUCUCACCUUUCUGCUGACGUGCUGUCUUUUCCUGUGGCAUAUUUGUCAUCUUUCCUUUGAAAUGUAAGGUUGCUAAAGGCUGUAGCCAUUUUAAAGAGGUGGUAGUAGGGGGGUAAAGCUGGCUUAUUUCUUGUGAACCCUGUUUUGUUAAUAAUUGGAGAAGAGUGUGGCCUUGGAGUUGGCUUGUGAUGCAGGGCGGGUGUAGCCCUCUCUGCACCACCACAGUUGUAGACUCGUCCCAACUAGAAGUUUGCCAGAUGCACACAGCUUUGUUGAGCCUCACUCUGAACUGAUAGCAAUAUUUCAGUGUUGUCUUUUGAAAAUUUUGCUUGGAAAUCAAACCCUGUCACCACCAUGACCUGUCCAUCAAAUUAGUCUUUUUAGUCCCACCCUUGAAUCACACAAACCAAACAGAAUGAAUAAGUCAGUUCUUAAGGGCUUAAAAUGACACUGGUACAAACCAGCAUCUUGCACGGUGUUCACUUCAAGUUCAUUGUUGCGCCAUGUAGACACGCUGCUGGGGAUGUCUCCAGGUUUGGUCACUAGUAGAGGAGGGAAGUACUCAGUGAGCUGCCGUGACUGCUCAUGCGUGGUCAUCAGCCCGAAGUUCUGUUCUUGAAAUGUGCAAUAGUAAUGUUGAGAGGCAGUCAGGACUGGUGGAGAGCAGACGCUCCAAACUUUCUCCCUGUACUGAAUGAAUUAGUUAGCUUGCUUGCCUGCUUGGAAUUAGAGCUCUCACAGCACUUUGGAAAAAAACAUUUUUUUAGAUUAGCAUUUUGUAUUUUGGAUAGGUAAAUAUUGAUAGGUAGGUGUAACUAGAUGUUUUAAAUUUGAAUACAAAAAAGUGUUUAUCUUUUUGAAUUAAAGGAGAAAAGCCAUUGGUUUGUUUUCAC